AUGGGGUCCGAUACGAAGGAUUUUAUUAAGUUACUCUUCUCCGUCGUUUUUCUGUUUUUGUGUUGUCUCUUUACGAUGCUGUACACGCACAAAAUAUUGGGGUUUGCCGUCCAGUUGUUUCUGCGGUACUGCAUUUUGUCGUCAACAGCGCGUGUACGUCUCGGAAGCAUAGUUAUCGCCCCACUGAGUUGCCGCAUAUUUGUCCAGGACUUCUUCUACCAGGAUGAGAACCUGUCGCUUCGCCUCAUGGACGGGUACGUCUCUUUUUGCUUCUGGGACUCGUGGUUGGAGGACCCGUCAUGGACGGUCGUGAAGGAAUUCAUGUUCGAUGAUUUGAAGGGCGCGCGCUGCAGAGUGAAGGUGAAGAAGGAGUGGGUGCAGGGCGUGAUUGUGGAUGUACUGCGGGAGGAACGGGCGGUGCGGGUGCGACUCGAGGGAAAUGGCAGUGAGAUGGCAGAGGAUGCACCGUUCGUUGAAUUGGAUGUUGGCAAUCGCGCUGCUGUGGCACCGUUUAUGGAGGUUGAUGGUGUGAAUGGAGACACGCUUCUCUCCACAGACUACGUUGCUCCCCACGGCAAUCAUGACGAGAGCAACGACAGGGAUUUUUCUCCGUGGACGCAAAUGGGGCAGGAAGACCCACAAUUCGCCGUCCAUCAAAAUGUAGAUUCCAUCUUUUCAUCUCUAGGGGAUCGUGAUGUUCAAUGCGAACGAGGGGAAUCAAACCAAGAUACUGGCGAAGUUCAUGAUAAUGAUGGCGUUUCCACAAGUUUAUUCAAUAUAGACAUUGUGCAGAUACCACAGAGCCGUGGCAAAGUCCGUGUGCACUUGAACGGCUUGGGCCUCUGCUUGUAUAAUGCCACAUGGAGCUAUAAGGAGUUGACAUCAACGCAGGCCCCUUCUGCGCAUGCUAGCGAGGAACUGCGUGCAACUUCCGCGCAAGGUUGGACCCUGAGGAGUAUCCUUGGUCGCCUGAUGCAAGAAGGGGAUAGGAAUCAAUCAAACGAGGACGAAGGUAUGAGGAUAUGGACACGUGGUGACUCGGAUGGGAGUCAAACAUACAGUGAUGAGUCGUUGAAGAGCGCAUUGGAGGAACAGCAGCGUUUGAAGAACAAAAAGAGCAUUGUACAGCGUUUGUUUGACUUUAUUGGUGCCGUGGAGGUUGAGAUGUACGCAAGUUACGUCGAUAUUGGCGGGGCCGGUGCUGCACACCCGUACUUUUUGCACUUUGGCUUUAAGCGUGGGGAGUGCCACAGUUACUUGACGAUGGAUGGCAUGCCCAGCAUUGACCUCUACCGCUUUGUUACAGAAAUGACGCUGGAAGAGGUGCAUGCGCGCUGGUGCCAUAUGAAAAAGGAGAAGGAAGACAGGAAUGCUCUUUUCCAACACGGAAAGGCAAACAACUUAGGUAAAUCGCUUACCAUGAUGGGUAAAGGCACAUCCUUAAAUGAAACGCAAGGCCCUGUUAUUGAUGAGGCGUCAUCCAUUAUUCGUAACUACGGCAUGCUCCUUAACGGCAGGGAGAACUCUACCAUACACAUCGUUUUCUAUCGCGAUGUGACAAAUGUUUACGCGGGCGAAGAGGUGAGCCGCGAGGUGGAACUACCGCACAUGGGGUUGGAGGUGCUCCUUGACGUCCCUGAGAUUUGCUACGGCCCGUGGUCCCACUACUCGCUUAUGGAGUUAAAGAACUUCUUUUUGCCGUUCACAUAUAAGCCGCUUGAGUCAUUGAACUUUGAGCUCGGCAAAUCACGUCCUCUCGCUGGUUUGGAGCUGCUUGUGGAAUUUCUUCGUGACACGUGUGUGACGUUGCCGUUUAAGCGAAAAGCACCUUGCCCUUCGCCGCCCUUUGGCAUUCGUGACUCGGGACGCAAGGGGGUUAUACUAAUGACAUUGGGCCGCGAGUCGCACUACAUACAAAAGCCGCAGUUUCUUUUAAGUAGGGAGAAGAAGCAGCGGUCUGAGAGCUUUUUUUCAGGGAAAAAUGUGUCAAUGGCUACAAACGGCAUUCAAGAAGAGAGCACGUUGCUUGCGCGGAUGAGUACGAUUGAACUCUUCAUUGACAGGGAAGACGAUCGCGUGUACACGGGGCGGAAACUAUGGAACGUGCUGCCUUCCUUUGGCGAGCUGGAGGUGUGGUGGUACAUGGACCACGUCGAAUUCUUCAUGGACCUCAUUACGGAUUGGCAGUUUGUGGCUGAGAUGUACCACGGCGUGCCGCUGACGACGGAGAUUUACAACACGUACAGCCGGUUCGUGACGGAGUUCAGCCCAAAUGUGAAGCGGUUUGAGUUAUUUUUUACAGCUCCCGCUAUCUUGCAUUUGAACUGCAAUCCACGGAACGUCAUCUUCAGCGAGGACCUGAAUGACGAGUCCCUCAACAGUUUUAUGAACUUUCACAUCAACGGCACGGGCCAUUUCUUUAUUACGCUGCCAAAUGACACGUACUUUUUGAGUGCGUCAACGGAGGUGCAGCGUCCCUUUGAGAUGAUCUUGCGGGAUUUUGAUGCGAGCUUGAGCCUCCCGCCGACACAUCCGCUGUACAGACUCGUGGGUACCGCAGAGCCGUUUGCACGGGCCGAUGAGGUCUCUCUGAGGGGGUUGCAGAAUGUGUACAUACCGAACCAGACGGUGCCACAGGAUAAGACACCAGUGGAUCCUGCAACAGGCCGAACGAAGCUUCUCAAUCAUCUUCACAUGGACAUUCAACUAACCGGCCUGCGUGGGUUUCUGAUGUCUCCGCAUAUUUCCUCUUUUCUUGAGCUGAUCGAUAACCUCCUUGGUGAUUCGCAGUGUGUAAUUCGACCCGAAGAGCUUUUUUGGCCACCGUCCAGGAUACAUCCCAAACUGGAUUUACCGAAAAACGUGCGACAGAGUUUCAAUGACUACUUGCAGAAGGACGAACCACGUUGUGCCAUUCAGGAACUCAGCAUGACUCUCAAUAUCUUAGACAUGGACGUCACGCUAAGAAGUGGCGGGGAGAACUCACCCAAGUUGAAUCUUUGCGGUGCCAAAUUCAACUUUUCCCUCAUCAAACAGUGCGCCUCAACUGACAUGACCAUCACAGCUACUCCGAUCACUGGACGUUUUUUUGAACAGGAUGGGGACAGUCUUGUGGAAGGGACAUUCCUUUGCCUGGGAGAAAUUAAGAUUAGCUCGAUCCAGCACUUUGGACCAAUGCCCAUGCGGACACCUUUUCACAGGGCGAUGAAUAUAAUAAUUGACGGCAUCACAUUUGAGGUGACUGUGGAGCAGAUGGCAAUGCUGACGCAGCUACUGAACACGCUAAUGCGACAGUUCCCUCUGCGUGAUGCGAGACUUCUGCGGGAGAUUGAAACUGCGAAGACACGGGCGGCGUACUCCACAGACCACAUCAUGCCGCAGUCGGCGCACCCGCGGCGUAAAACCAUCAGAAUACUUCCCACGGACGAUGACAUUUUGCCGUUUUCUUGUGUCCGGGGUGAUAGGUGCACGAGAAGGAAGGGAUCUGCUACGCUCAAUAAGAUCACGGAUGCGCGGUUGGCACUGGAACGAUUUCUUGCCCGCGACGGUCCCAUUUUAAAGGUGCCCUUCUCAGAGUCGAUUCCUGAAUUGAUGGCCGUGGAUUUCAACAAAUACCUUGAGGCUUUUGAAGCGGCAGCGGACGAGGCGAAGGACCACGCUGUUGUCACGAUCCUUGCGUCGCUUGAGUGUGUCGCGGGGUGUGUGCGUGUUGGCCCCGAUGGCUACUUGGAACUGCAGCUUCCGCGCGGGGUGCAACUUGCCUCCUCGACCCUCAACGACCUGAACUCUAACAGUCGUGUGAGUGCUGCUGUGCGGGACAUCGCAUUGCGUGGGUUCUGUCGACUCAGCGUGCAUGAGGAAUCGAAACUCAGUGAGGACUUUGUGGAGGUGUUUCACGUGGAGACGUCGCUGCGCAUGCGUAACUGCACGGCGUAUCCCUUCGACCAAGGACUUGAGCACCAUUUGGAGAAGCAGCGGCGGUUUUUGGACGAGAACGACAUGGAUCGUCUUUUUAACUUUUGGUUUUCUUUUUCAAAAGACACCCAACUGGAGACGAGUACUACCAAGAAGCCGGAAACGGGUGUAAGUGGCACACAACCGGUGCAUGCAAACGGCGCCGGGGAGGAAGAUGCAGAUGAGGAGGAAGAGGAGCGCUUGCGAGGGAGCGCACGUCGAGCGACGAUUUCCUUUUUGGAUGGUCUUGUAUCCUUUCGAGAGAAAUUUAAAAGCCCGUCGGCGGCAAAUACUCUGUCUGCGUGCUCUACGCGUUCUGCGGAGGUGAAUUUGCAAAGGGAUUCUCCAAAUGACAACAAUAACAACACUUCUCAAAGGUAUGCGACGUGUCUCUCUGCAACAAGCGAGAAGGACUUGGAAGGCGACGAGGUUGAAGAGAUGGAGUGCACGGGGAGUGAUCGCACCUCGAUUCUCGCAAACGACGCCUUUGCCGCUGCGAAUGCCAGUGGUGAUGCGGCUCCGACGUCUUCUUUGAUGAGGGAUGUCGAAUUGGCAAAUGAUUUUAUGUUGCGUCCCUUGGAAUCUUUCACAUCGUUUCUGCGGCCGUUUUUUCUGCACUCGCGGGCCGACGACGAGGUGACGUCGCUGAACUACAAUGCGGCGGCACGACAAGCAAAGGGCGGCAUCCGCGAUUUUACGUGCUUUCACGCGCCUCUUCCAUCGACGACGUUUUUUGCGUCCAUGAGUCCCCAUCGAGCACCAAAAUUCUGCAUGGCGCAGGCGAUGUUGAGCCUUGCCCUCGGCGAUGACAACGACGAGGAGUCCGACGUGUGGGCGCUACGACAAACCGACAACCGCAAGCGCUCACGGGAGGGGGCCACGUCAAAGCAUCUGCACGUUGAGGCGGUGGCACCGAUCACAGUGCUUGUGACGAGGCCGUUCUUGGAGAAACUGUCUUUUGAGGCCGAGGCGCGGUUCUUCACGCAGGUGCACUACUACCAAUCCCUCAUGGCCGCACCAAUUUCGAGGCCUUCGUUCUCGCAGGGAAACUUAAGGGCGUGGGGGAACAACGACUUGGACGAUGACGGGAGUCAAACAGGGGCACAAAUACAACAGCAGCGUGUGAUUCCUCGAAAGGAGCUUAGCAGGAAUCGCGUGCACCAAAAGCGAUGGCUGUCAGAAGUAAAGAUUACAAGCGUCAUUCUUCCUUGCAUUGAGGUGAAGGCAUUAACGGAUCUUCCGGUUCCUCGAGAAUACGCAGCACCUGGCGACAAGGCCAAUGGAGUGUAUGCAACGACGCUGGGUGUGCGGUCUUUUCAGUUUGUCAUGCAGCAAACUCUGCCACCAGCGCAUGCUGCAAUGCCGGUCGAGAAGCGCGCUUUUUCUGCUUCCGUCACGCUUUCCUCACUUGCUGUCAUCACACAGAUUGAGUAUGAGCCCGCGGCGCGUAAUGGAAAUUUGCAAAUCAAAGUUCCCGGCAUUGCAUACGAUGAAGAGAAGGACACACUGGCUGUGGCAUACCUCACGUCUCUGUGCGGGCGUGGAAAGCGUGACAACCAUCAAGGUAUAGGGAGUGGGACAUGCCGUCUCUCUGUGGAUACGGUUGCCCUGCAUCUCACACGCGAUUUCUUCUUUUUUGCUCAUUCAGUCCAUUCGAUGCUGCAGCAGCUUCAGAACAUGCGACAGGCCCAGCAAAGAGAAAAUGUCCCCCUUACCCCCGUACCUGUUCCCAUCCUGCUUCCCCACAAACGUACAGAAAGCUUCCGUGACAUUGUAUUUCCCAAACAAUCUUCGUCCAUGGAUGUUCCAUUUGCCUCACUGGAGCACUUUGGCAUUGAGGCGAGUAUCACCGUUCAGGGCGUUGGAAAUAUAAACUUAUUCCGCGUUGAACUUAUUGACGUGUACCGCGAAGGACGUUACAUACACGUUAACACGGAGUUGUCUAACGUCAUUGAGGUGAAGCGUCCCUCGGCGAAAUUCAUUGCGAGGGUUCCGUUGAAGUGGAAAGGUGAUGGUGCCUUGUCGAACAUGGGCAUGAUAAGCUCCAUACUUCCGACUGCAUCAAGAAUGAUGGGUGCAUCUUUGCCAAGUUCUGAAUUGCGGUCUGAACCUACCUUAGAGCGGGGACGACGCGAUGUGGAGGUGCAGCUCCUCGGGGAAAUUGAAGAAUUGUUGGUCAAGUGUUAUCCGUCAGCGCUGCGCAUUUUCGCUGCGGCAAAGAAGAGGACGACAGUGGUGUCGAUUGUGGCGGAGAGCGACAUAGAGUCGCCUAAUAGACAUUUCACACGGUUGAGGGGACGGUUACCCUCUCUUGAUAUGAAAGCGCCUGGUGGCAGUUUGGGUGUUGUGGUUAAAGGUAGUUUCACUUUGCGCCAGCUUGACGCUUAUUUCUUACAUUCGGAGUUAAACUAUAUGCAGUUCAAGGUGGUCAACCUCACUGGGUGUGGCGAGUCCCGAGCGGAGCGUAUCAGCUCGCGAGAGUGUGUUCAGACUCACGUUUUUACGGAGGCGAUUUCUGAGUGGAUACGAAAGCGGCUGCACGUUUUGGCGCAGAGGGCGCGUUCACGUGCUCCUAAGAGCCGCUGCGCGGCCCCACCAUCCGUGACGCCAGAGUUACAUCUGAGGAAAACGGCUUCCUUCUUUGCCGAAUCUAUAUUGUUGCAGUAUGUUGCCGAUGCAAUAGUGCCGCCGGGCACCUCGAGGGCCGCUAUGCGAGCUCCCGUGGAGUCGAUGCAGGAGCAUAAGGAGUCACGCGUCUUUGUUGCGACCGCAAAGGAACUGGCAGUGGGCAUGCAUAAUGCGGACCAAAAUCAUAUUCCCACCAACGAUGGUGACUCAAAGGAAGCUUCUGACAAGAAGCCCGGGGCUACGCCUGAGGGAGUGCAGAUGAACUUGCAGAUUGACGUUGGAAAGGUCUAUUUCCUUUUGCCAUAUCGUCCUCUAGCCACUGAGACCGUGCAGGCCCAAGUGCAUGAAUGGUUACAAGGGUGGAUAGAGGCAAAGAAGCUUCUCAAGCCCAUGCGCCACUUCAACCGCGAGAAAGCUAGUGAUAGCUGUCUUUCUUUGACGUUGCCCAACCAGAAGAAGAUCCAUGCGUCGUGUUGUGCAGUCCAGUUGCAUGAAGUGUGGGUCAAGGUGGAUUUGCCGCAUGGCAUACACGCGGCGCUGAGGAUUCCGCUCGCAUCUGCAUUUUUUAACUUCUCCUCUGAUAAGAGGUUGAAUUUUAAGGCCCACCUACAUCCAUUUACAUUGACAUCUGAAAGUCCUUCGGCGGGGAGGCAUGCGGUGGAGUUUCCAAGCGUGUAUGCCAUUUAUGCCAAGGACGAGCUGGUGCGGACCGGCAUGUGCUUAUUGGAGUCGGUUGAGAUAACUGUGUCUUCGACCAUUAUUAGUCAUUUGAUUUUGAUUUUGGACAGGAUUGCAGACGUAUACACGGCCGUCUCGAAGCCGUUUUAUGUUGGUAGGGAGGAGGAAGGCGAGAAGGAACGUGUUCAGCAGCCAGUGACGAACGCUUCAUUCGCACCAUCGUCAGGAUGGGAAGGUCGCUUUGUGUUUCUUCUGGGCGGUCUCCGUGUGUCGUACCUCACCUCCAUGACGAACCUGCGCUUCUCUGUGCGGAAGCUCAAUGCUCUGAUGAAAAUGUCAUUUUUGGGAAGGUACCGAAUGUCAAAAUUGAUGGUGAACGUCGUCAAUGCGCAGAUUGCUCUUGUGGAUCGUGACGAUUACGAUCAACUGCAGUCCACGCUACGACAAGCAACGUUUGCGACUCAGAGCGAGGUAUCCGCACCCAGCACAAUGGCGGCGGCGACGCCUAAUCGCGCUGCUUCGUUGACCUCGGAGGAAUCGGCGCGGCUGGUGCGCCCACUUGGCGGUUUCAUUUGGGGCCUUUUUGAAACGUCCUUUACACUCUCCAGCGGGCGAAGCGACAAAAAUGACGUACGGGCAGCUAUUGAGAACAUCUUCGCGGCAUCGCGGGGGAUUCCUGUUGGUUUGCAUGAACUUGGAAAGCUUGGCAUCACUGCCACACGAUGGAAUCUGUCGAUCAGAUCGCCGCUUAUUAUUGCCCGUGUCGGGCUGGCUCCGCUUCUGCGGCGGUCCUUUGAGGAGACAAGAGACCUUGCAGAGAAGUUGCGGUUUGAGUCGCAGCGAGAGGGUCGUUUAUUACGUCGUCAGCUUUUCAAACAUGCGGCGUACCGCCGGUUGACACGCGUACGGAAGCAGGUGGACGCGCAGGUGGAACUAACACAACGGGAAAAUAUAAAGCGUCUACAGGAACUGACGGCGCAGGUGUUGCCGCAGGGCACCUCCGCAUUUCAUAAACGUCCCUCCUACGCAUCACCGUCAAGGAUAGCAACUGAAGCAGAUGAAAAGGAAGAUUUCUUUAACGCAAGGUCCGAUAACAAGUUCUUUGCCACAGUGUCGAACUUCCUUGUAGUUGUGCCAUUUGGUGAUGCGGCAUACCGCAACAUCAUUGAAGGAGAUCAUGAUGUGUUUAUUUCUGGGCGUGGCGCAUUGGCACUGAAUCGCAGGCGCUUUAUUCCCACCAUGGCGCUGAAGCUGAAGGUUGAAAAGUCGACCUUCGCGUGCCGUCUACUCAAGUCACAGAGGUGGGCUCCUGCGAUUCAGCCGAGAGGGUCAAAUGAGGGUUUUGGUGGCUUCAUUGAUGCGGCAGAGCUGGACGCCACAUCCAAAUUGACGUUUACGGCGCGCUACGUGAUGGACGAUGCGCAAAUUUAUUUCAGUGAUGGUUCACCUCUGGAAAGUGACAUUUCGGCAAAAGAUCUGCUUAGCUGCACACACGUUCUUGGUGGACUUGGAACUCUCACCAGCCUGAGCCGUGAGGAAUGCCGCAACUCCUUUUCAAAGGUAUUUAUUAAUUCUAUUGACGUUCCGCUCCAUGUAAAUAAGAGUGGAAGCACAGUAAAAGUUGGUGCUGUUAUGGAUAUGAGCGCACCCCAGAUUUCGAUCUCAACACGCUUUGUGAGCAUCCUUAGCCAGUUCACAAAAGAAAUGCCGUCCGCAUCGCUCUCUGACAUUUUUAAACCUCGUCAAGUGUCGAAAGCAAGACAUGAUGGGGCCGCCACAUUGCCAUAUUCCGCACCACGACGGCUUUCUGAGGAUGUAACGGCAGAAGGGGGAACUUCUCGAAAGGAACGGCAUGCAGAUCCAUUUACCCCUCACAAUGUGCCAAACGCGGCCAAUAAAAGCCCCAAUUCGUACCACUUUGACGUGACGAUGCGGGUUGAGCGUGGUGAGGUGAAGGUUUACUCCAUUCAGAGAGAUGCCGCUGUUGGCUCCCCCAGUGUCCCGCAGGCCUCUGACGCCGCAACAAGUAAGAUGGGCCGUUCGCACCGACGGCGAGUGAGGCUCAACCCCGAGGCGUUGGAGAAGAACACCGCGAGUUCCGGCGCUGCCGAUGCUGCCACUGUGGUGUACCCCAUGGCGGAGCUGCUUGCAUUUCCAACACCUGAUAUCACCACGAUGGUGCUGGCAAAUGUUUGUGACUCCACGAGUGGUGAUCAUGAAUUAAUUGUCCGCAUCGAGCUGCGGGCAAGUGCGGUUGAAAUUUUGCCCUCUAUCAUGUCGCUUGCAGAGGAAAUUGAAGAGUGGGCGACGGUGCAUGACCGCGGCAACAGUGAGCGCGUGACGAAAUUACUCGGCCUCGUAAAGGGAUGGGAGAGGGAUAUUACCAGCAACGACCUUGCUCUACACUCUUCUAUAGCCGAUGUGGCGUUGCCGGUGCCCAGUGCCUUCGCCGAGGCGGUGGCGCAGUCCAGAGCAACGUCAAGCGGGGUAAUCGCACUGCGGCGACAGAAACAGAAUCGCGGUGACAACCCGAAUUCUUUGCAACUUGGAUUUCAGCACUCAUCUGGCGCGGGAUUCUCAGGUCAUGAUAGCAGAGGAAAGAAUACCUUUACGAGCAUUCACAUCCGCAUCACGGGACUACGCUUUGUGCUGAUGACGGAGCCCGCCUCGACAGUAACCCUUUCACUUUUUCUGGACGAGCGGGGUGGCAGUCUGGACUUCUUUGUGCAGCGGUUUUUGGGACAGCCACUGGGGCCUUUUCAAGAAAUGGAUAUAUUUACACCGCCGCCGCUUUUAUUCACAAUUUGCGCUCGAAAGAUGCAGCUGGAAUGCCAAGCGAAGCUGGAAGUGAAGUCAUUUGAGAUGUUUUUGCCAGAGGCAGUGACGUGUGUCGCGUUGCGACGCCGCAAGCACGUGUGGGAACUUACAAACGUGUACAUUCAUACACCGCCUGAUGUCUCGGGAGGUGUUGAUUUGGAGGUUAGGGUGCGAGCGCCGCAUUUGUCGCAGCUUUUCAUUGUACAGGAGCUUUGGCACAAGGCGCUGCUUGAGUCGCUGCAGAGCAUUCGUCAGAUGUUUACUCGCAGUGCAAGCAUCAUAAAAGAAAAUGUGCAGAAGAGUGUCGUUAUUCGCCGUGGUCUAGAAGCGAUGCGUAAGGGCCAGGUGGAGGAGGUACUGGUCGUUGUCGUCACGGCAUCGCACAUUAAGUUGCGACUUGAUCUCAGCUCUGGUAACGCGCAACAGGCAACCUUGGGUGGCGUUAGUCUCAUUCUUCUGAGGACUCGAUCUCCCGCGCGUGUGUGUUACAAGACGUGCUUUGAUUUGGCGGUACGGUCUUUUAUACUGCGUUCUGAGGGUGUUCUUUCCGGUGUGGCCAACCUUGAGAGCGUGCUUAUUAAAGCAUUCUUUAUUGAAAAUGCAGAUAACACGAAAAAUUUGAUGUGUUCACCGACAGGACGCACUUUCCGAGAGUUGUUGUGCGUGCAGAAACUACACGCGAUGUUUAAGGAGCGGCAGUUGAAGGAUGUGUUUGAGUGCCAGGCAACAGAGAUUUCCCUUGGUUGCAUGGACGGAGUGGGUGAGGAGGAACGCAGGACAGUGGAGGCGGAGUUAUCGCUGUAUAGAAGCAGUGUUUUUGUGACACCAAGUACAGUGCCGGCGGUUCUCAGCACCAUUAGCAACGUGGGUGAGGUUGUGUCGACGCAAAGGGAGGUGUCAGUAUUGCGAUUGCGGGAUGGUGGCAUAAAAACGUCUCACACCUCGUUCAAAAAGAAGGUGAAGGAAGUUUUAUUUGACAUUGAGCGGUUAUUAGAGCGAAGGAAAUGUUUGGUUAGCGAUGAACGACCCCUGCCCCUGUUAGGCUUGGACAUCCCAUGCGGCGUGGAGAACAGUAACACCAGCAACAGCAGCCUCAGCUUCAGCCUUAGCAUCAGCAGCAAGGAGAAUGGCAGCACUGACAAACCAAGCGUUGCCAGUGACGAGGCAGAGAAAAGUCUUAUUAUCCCCUUUAUGGGAAACCCGCUCACACGCAUUCCGUGUGGCAAACUCACCAUGAAGCUGGAGCAGACAACUUUGCUGCUUGGUACCGCCUCGACUGGGGCAACCAAUUCUGGGAGCCUCAUUGCGAGCUUCCCUAAGGCGAGGCUGUCUUUUGCGGAGUGCCCCGGUGACGGAAACACGACGGUAAAGAAGGUGCUUGAGAUCAAUACGGAGAACGUGGAGCUCUUUCGUCCUGGUGCCGUCAAAGUAGUCAUUCUCGGGUUUCGUGGCACCAACAAUUUUGAGUUCUACUCCCGGCAGGGGAUUGGGGAUGCUGAAGUUGGCUUCAUGUUAACGCUGCUCCAGUCCAACCCGUGGACGGGAAACCCGCGCUUUCAGGACUUUCAGGAGUUGAUUCAACUCGUGUGCUCCUUCACCGCGAAGGAUAACGCGGAGGUGUUCCAUCGGUUUGGCAGGAUUGACCAGGAGUGCCCUGGGGAGUCAUCGGACACAAAGUCAUCCUGUAAUGCCAAAUCCAGUGGAGAUGCCACUUCUGCAGCGGCCGGUGCCGUUUCUGCUCCCACCGCGGAGGAGACGGUUCAGCAGAACGCCGAGAAAAGGUCCACGGACGAUCGAUACCUGAAGGCUCUUCGACAUGUAAACUUUUCUCCACAACUACGCUUUGGUGGUGAUGUGGCUGUGAAUGUGGAUGUGAUUCUUAAUUGGCUUGGCGUAUCGGAGAAGAUGUUGCCACAAAUUUUACACAUGCAGGCAUGCGAUCGACUGGAGGGUCUUUUAAAUCGUCUUUCAAAAAGAACGAAAAUUAUAAAUAAAUAA
Messenger RNA from Trypanosoma cruzi, 12075 nucleotides. RefSeq lists its product as uncharacterized. NCBI's taxonomy places the organism in Eukaryota, Euglenozoa, Kinetoplastea, Trypanosomatida, Trypanosomatidae. Gene Ontology annotation, cellular component: membrane. Gene Ontology annotation, biological process: fermentation. The coding region runs from base 1 to 12075 and encodes 4024 amino acids. The record is from RefSeq and is a predicted model, not a curated record. The transcript has a single exon.